CUGGAGACAAGACACAGUGAGCCAGAGGCAGAAACAGAGGGAACAGAAAAAAGCAAUAAGAGGGUGAAUGAAAGCGAGACACACAGACAGAGAAGAAGUGAAAGAAAAUAAAGCAACGGAGGGUUUUUAUUUAACAUAGCAAAAACAUCACAGCAGAAAUGGCAAAGACAGCGGGAGGAGAACUCUUGGCAUUACUCUUGUUCCUGAGUGCCAGUGUGCCAUGUUUUUCUGUGUAUAACAGUGGGGAGUGCUUCUUCAACACCAAAGGGAGCUGCGAACAUAUGGGACAGGUGUAUGGGAUAGGGGAAAGCUGGAUCACCAGUGACUGUUACCAGUGCGUCUGCAUGGAGCCUUUUGGAGUUGGAUGCUGUGACCAUGGAUCUAAACCUGUGGACUAUCCAGACUGGUGUGAGAUCAUCCGUAAACCUGACUCUUGCACCAGUGUUGCUGUGAUGAGAGCCAACCAUAAACUUCCAUGCCUCUGGGGACGAGAUCGUCUUAGACCAGCUGCAGGACAACCAUGGAAAUCUGACAAUGAUCCUAUAUUUUGAGUUGAGUAAUUAAUAUAAGAAAUAAAAAAUGAUAUAAUAAUGAAAAUGCAAUAUAGCAAUAUGUGAUGUUUAUUUUGAAUUCACCAAAUAAAGAUGAUGAGUUUUGUUUCAUUAUGAAGUUAUGUGACUAAACCUGGAUGCUGGAUUUUACAAAAAAAAUUCUACAAAUAACUUCCACAGGAAUCAUCUGUUACUUCUGUUUAUAUCUAUCAUUUCAUAUUUUUAAAUUGUGUUGUAGAUAGUUGCUGUUGAUGAGUCUGUCUGAAUGUCUUGUUUUAUUGUUUAAUGUUUUAUUUCUGCUUCAUGUUUUAAGAUUCAGUAAAAACUAAAUGUCUAAUUCCUGGUUUUGUCAGA
Lates calcarifer (barramundi perch) is the source of this 905-nucleotide messenger RNA. It is a transcript of the gene msmp2, whose product is annotated as microseminoprotein, prostate associated 2. The record is from RefSeq and is a predicted model, not a curated record. The transcript is spliced from 4 exons. The coding region runs from base 159 to 551 and encodes 130 amino acids. Lineage: Eukaryota; Metazoa; Chordata; Actinopteri; Centropomidae.